This is a messenger RNA of Aspergillus oryzae RIB40, 330 nucleotides long. RefSeq lists its product as uncharacterized. The transcript has 2 exons. The record is from RefSeq and is a predicted model, not a curated record. Bases 1 to 330 code for a protein of 109 amino acids. NCBI's taxonomy places the organism in Eukaryota, Fungi, Ascomycota, Eurotiomycetes, Eurotiales, Aspergillaceae.
AUGGCAGCAACGCUGCAACAUGCUCACCCGGUAUUAUCUGCCGCUUCAAGCUCUGGUUUCCGCGAAAGCGGGCUACAGAGUUUGCGCUGCUUGGAGGGCGAUGAAGGUCCUAGUCCGAUCGUCGCCGUGCGCUCUGCGGGUCUAUCCCUGGAAUCAGUGAUCGGGUAUUGUGAAGAUAGCGACGCCGACGAUGAGACAGCAACCGGCGAACCAGGCAUCCGCAGCUUGGUAACAGAGGAGUAUCUGCAGAUAACGAAAAGAAAGAUUCCGGGAGAAUUUGCUGGGUUUAUGCUCUGCGAAUCGAGGACCAAAGACGAACAAGAAGACUAA